AUGAGAACUAUUCUCUUAUUUCAUCUGAUGUUUAUUUUAGAAUUGCAAGAUUUUUUAAUAAUACCAAACAGCGAAGAAAGACACCCACUAUCCACUUUACAACCCCAAGUAAUAGCUAGUAGUUCUACUUCGAGUAAUUACUCAAACUCAACACCUGAGUUUAAAUGGACUGUCAAUGAAACAAAAAUGCUCAUCGAUAUGUAUAGCAAAUACAAGAACAAAGUUGGCACAUUUGAAAUAAAAAAUCAAAAAAUGCUGUGGGAAAAAUUUUCCGAGGAGUUACGAAAAUUGGGCCUAAGAGGUACAGCUAAUAAUUGUCUGAAUCGAUGGAGGGUGUUUGAGAGAAACUACAAAAAAUUCGUGGAUAACCAGAAUAAAACAGGUAGAGGUCGUAAACAUUUCGAAUAUAAAGCCGAAAUGGUGGAAAUAUUUGGAAAAAAAGAAUAUCAACCCAGAGAUUUUGCUUGA
Psylliodes chrysocephalus is the source of this 468-nucleotide messenger RNA. Lineage: Eukaryota; Metazoa; Arthropoda; Insecta; Coleoptera; Chrysomelidae. The record is from the annotation of a GenBank genome assembly.